Otolemur garnettii (small-eared galago) is the source of this 1201-nucleotide messenger RNA. RefSeq names its product CD276 molecule (gene CD276). NCBI's taxonomy places the organism in Eukaryota, Metazoa, Chordata, Mammalia, Primates, Galagidae. The transcript is spliced from 8 exons. The record is from RefSeq and is a predicted model, not a curated record. The coding region runs from base 56 to 1018 and encodes 320 amino acids.
GGCAGGGACAGCCUUCCACUGUGGAGAGCCCAGGUGUCACCUGCCUCACAGGAAGAUGCUGCGUGGAGGGGGCAGGCCUGGUACAGGUGUGCAUGUGGGUGCAGUGCUAGGAGCGCUGUGGUUUUGCCUCACAGGAGCAAUGGAGGUCCAGGUCCCUGAAGACCCAGUGGUGGCCCUAGUGGGCACCGACACCACCCUGCGCUGCUCCUUCUCCCCUGAGCCUGACUUCAGCCUGGCGCAGCUGAACCUCAUCUGGCAGCUGACAGACACCAAACAGCUGGUACACAGCUUCACCGAGGGCCGGGACCAGGGCAGCGCCUACGCCAACCGCACAGCUCUCUUCCCCGACCUGCUGGCUCAGGGCAACGCGUCCCUGAGGCUGCAGCGCGUGCGCGUGGCGGACGAGGGCAGCUUCACCUGCUUCGUGAGCAUCCGGGACUUCGGCAGUGCCGCGGUCAGCCUGCAGGUGGCGGCCCCGUACUCGAAGCCCAGCAUGACCCUAGAACCCAACAAGGACCUGCGGCCAGGGGACAUCGUGACCAUCACAUGCUCCAGUUACCGGGGCUACCCUGAGGCCGAGGUGUUCUGGCAGGAUGGGCAGGGUGCGCCCUUGACCGGCAACGUGACCACGUCGCAGAUGGCCAACGAACAGGGCUUGUUCGACGGCUUGUUCGACGUGCGCAGCGUCUUGAGGGUGGUGCUGGGCGCCAAUGGCACCUACAGCUGCCUGGUGCGCAACCCCGUGCUGCGGCAGGAUGCACAUGGCUCCGUCACCAUCACAGGGCAACCCAUGACAUUCCCCCCUGAGGCCCUGUGGGUGACUGUCGGACUGUCCAUCUGCCUUGUGGCACUGCUGGUGGCCCUGGCCUUUGUGUGCUGGCGAAAGAUCAAACAGAGCUGUGAGGAGGAGAACGCAGGAGCUGAGGACCAGGAUGGGGAAGGAGAAGGAUCCAAGACAGCCCUGCAGCCUCUGAAACACACUGAAAGCAAAGAAGAUGAUGGUCAAGAAAUAGCCUGACCAUGAGGACCAGGGAGCUGCUGCCCCAUACCAGGGGCUCCUGACCACUGGCUGCACUUGGGCCUCAGUGUGAGCCCUGUCCCCAGCAGCUGGGUCCCACUCUGGCAAGUGUGCAGGUUCUCCAAGGGACAUGACACAUAGACCACCCUGCCAUCUUACUUCUCAACGGACGUGAUUCCCAAA